UGAAACAAUUCGGCUGAGUAUUUUGAUCAAUAAUGUCGUCAUCUGGUAGUGUAUUAAUUAGUGCCACAAUUAACAAACGCAAACGGCCAAGCAGCUGCUCCUUGAUUUGCCUGUCAACACGGCCAUCAGCAACAGCGUUGAUGCUGUUGAUGCUGCUGUUUGGAAUGUGCUCGGCUGUCGUUCAAAGUGCUGACAAUUUCGAUGCAUUGUCCGCCCUCGGCGGCAGUCAUAUCCACAGGCAUCACAACAACAGCGACAGCUUUGACAUGCAUUAUGACAACUUCAGCUCCAACGAGCCGGCAGCUAACAAUGACACACGGAUACUGCGACGUGGCAAACGCUACCUAGAGUUCACAAAGGGCUCGCGUAUGUCGUGGCGUACCAAUGGCAAGAACAAUUUACUCGCAAUCAAUACACUCUUCGCCUAUGGCUAUGGCUUUCGUACCAACUAUCCGUUUCCUGACGCCAAGGAGCAGCGCCAGAAGAGCGCCAUUCUUUUCAAGCGCGACUUAUUUUCAAGACUCGAAUCUGCCCUGGAUGGCCACGGCUUUGAUGGACGUGCCUGCUUGCUGAAAUCAUUCUGCACGGCAAUUUUCGACGUUGAUAAGCCCCAUCAAAAGAGUGGAAUGUUGUUCAAGCUGCUCAAGCUAAUAUUUAGGCGAGCCAAACGCUUUCUGGACAUAAUAGAGACAUCUCGUAUAUUUGUGGGUAACAGCUAUGCAUCUCUUAAUUUGAAGUUUCGCAUAAAUGUGAAAAACAAUGUGAUACCACAGCCAGCUAUUUGGGCCCAGGGCUACGGAUUUCGAGCUAACACGCCGAUCUUAGUGAAGCGUGAGAAUCGACCCUUCAGAAGGGAUACAUACGAGCUGGUCCACGAGCUAAUGGACCGCAGUGGCCUCGACGGUAAAGCCUGUGCCCUUAAAGCAUAUUGUACUGCAUUAGCUGGGCACAACAGUCAGGGUUUCCUAUUUAAACUAUUCAAAUAUAUGUUUACCCUUGAGGAUCAGGAGAAACAUCACAUUCCGUAUCUGCGCGAAGAGAACUGCCAGCAGAUUCUACAUAGCCACUGCCCGCUUAGCUUUGACAGCAUAUCACCAUACACAGAUGAUGUCUAGCAAAAUGACUUUGUAUUCUUCUGGCAAACUGCUAAAGUUCUACAACUAAAAACUGAAUAAAUAAAACAAAUG
Drosophila hydei is the source of this 1187-nucleotide messenger RNA. RefSeq lists its product as uncharacterized. The transcript has 6 exons. The coding region runs from base 33 to 1115 and encodes 360 amino acids. The record is from RefSeq and is a predicted model, not a curated record. NCBI's taxonomy places the organism in Eukaryota, Metazoa, Arthropoda, Insecta, Diptera, Drosophilidae.